Molecule: messenger RNA, 1862 nt
Organism: Myotis davidii
Lineage: Eukaryota; Metazoa; Chordata; Mammalia; Chiroptera; Vespertilionidae
Gene: LURAP1L
Product: leucine rich adaptor protein 1-like
Exons: 2
Coding region: 805-1485 (226 amino acids)
Biological process (GO): positive regulation of canonical NF-kappaB signal transduction
Source: RefSeq, a predicted model, not a curated record
GGCAGCAGGGGUGCGGAAACGCGCUGCUCUUCCUGCCUAGGAUAUACGGUACAGGGGUACAGGGGUUGGCCCUGGCUCGGUCCACCUGCCAGCGCCGUUUAAAGUUUCUGAGGCUCGCAAGAACACAAUGACUUGGAUCAAACGGCCUAAAUGGCAAGAAGGGUGUUUCUACUGCAUCCAGGAAGCCCUUAAACUCCUGCGGACCACCUCCUUGCAGGCGUCCACGCGCUCGCCCGCCCUCCUCUGUCACUGACCAGAGACGAUUUCUGAGGAUCCCUUGAAAGCCUGGCGCUUUAUGGCUGGAAAAUGAAAGGACGCCGGAGUGUGGCCACAUCAUUAUUUUGUGUCGCGCGGGACCAGAUGGGCAGCCAGUGAAUGGCGCAGGGAUGUGAUGGACAGUUUUAUAAUGUGAUUUCCCCUCAGAAAGCUAAAGCCGGCUUCCUUUCCCUCUAUUUCCUCUCGGUCUGUAGUACUUGCGUUCUCCCCCGCUCUGCAAUAUCAAUUAACUCAACUUCGCCGUGGAGUGGCCAAGAGGGAAGAGGGUGAAUUGGUCUCUCUCAUCUCGGUCAGAGCCGGAGGAGUGACGGCGACCAGGGGACUGCGGCGGGACCCGGAGCGGAGCGCCCCGUGCAGAUCGCAGGGUGGGUACGCGCAGGCGGUUAUGGAGCGGACGGUGCUCUGGACCCACCGCGGAUAGACACCCCGGCGGCCGGAGGGGCCCUCUGACCUCGGGGCUGACUUAGCAGCCGCUGCCACCUCGCAGCCGCAGCGUUUUCCUGCCAUUAUCACCGCUCUUGAGAAGUCAUGGAAGACGCGACAGUGCCAGACCUCAGAGACAUCGAGCUGAAGCUGGGGCGCAAAGUGCCGGAGAGCCUAGUGCGCUCGCUGCGCGGGGAGGAGCCGGCUCCCCUGGAAAGGAUCAGGGACCCCUGUGGGGGGAGCGGCGGCGGUGGUGGCGGCUGUAGUAGCAGCAGCAGCUGCUGCAGCCUCCCUCCCUCCUGGUCGUCCUCCUCUUCGUCCUCCCCAGCCUCGGGCUCCCCAGGAAGACGGAGCCACUCCAGCACCCUGGAAAGGCUGGAAACCAAGCUGCACCUCCUCAGGCAAGAGAUGGUUAAUCUCAGAGCCACGGACGCCAGGCUCAUGCGCCAGCUGCUUGUGAUCAACGAGAGCAUCGAGUCCAUCAAGUGGAUGAUUGAAGAGAAAGCCACCAUCACCAGCCGAGGCAGCAGUCUCAGUGGCAGCCUGUGCAGCUUACUGGAGAGUCAGAGCACCUCCCUCCACGGCAGCUACAACAGCCUACACGAUGGCAGCGACGGGCUGGAUGGCAUCUCCGUGGGGAGCUAUCUGGACACCUUGGCAGAUGAUGUGCCAGGCCAUCAUACCCCGUCAGACUUGGACCAGUUCAGUGACAGCUCCGUAACGGAGGACUCCCAAGCACUGCGCAAGCCUCCCAAAUUGGAUUCUGAAUACUACUGCUUUGGCUGAUGGCCCAGGUUUUUUGCAUGGGAGUAGUGUGCAAUUAACUUGUAUUUAUCUCUCUUCUCUGCUGCUAUAUUUUUGGUGUGAUUUUUUUUUUUACAUGAUAACCUUUAAAAAAAAGAAGCAUAUUUUGAAACUGCUUGAUGAUAUUUCUGUUGCUCCUAAUAUUUCUAAUCUGGAUUCAUCUAUUUUUCUCUUUUACAUCUCUAUUUUUAUUUAUUACAAUGAUUUUUUUUCCUCUCCCUUCUUUUCCAGUGGCACAAAGAAAGAAGGGGGAAAGAAUAAGCAAUAAUUAUGUUUUCGCUUUUGUUUUCAGAGCAAGGGGUCAGGGAUGACAUCAAAAACUUUGCUAAAUUUUGCAAUAAACCAAAGUCUGAUAACAG